AUGACACCAAAACAAUUCGAGGACCUGCUUCAAUGGAUUAGUCCCUAUUUGAAGAAAUCGUCUCAACGAAGGAAAGUAAUAACCCCGAGCGAGCGGAUGUGCGUAACUUUACGUUAUUUGUGCACUGAAGAUGCUCAAAUAACCAUAGCAAUGGCCUAUCGAAUAAGUCCCACGUCAAUAAGUCGAAUUAUCAACGAAACUUGCGAAGCUAUUUGGACUGUAAUGCUAAGUAACGAUAUAUUAAAAGUACCUACUACUGAAGACGAGUGGAGACAAAUUGCACACGAUUUUGAAUCAAAAUGGAAUUUUGAUCACUGCGUAGGCGCAAUAGAUGGAAAGCAUGUUGCUAUGCAAACCCCUCAUCGAUCAGGUUCAAUGUUCUUCAAUUAUAAAAAAACGCACUCUAUGGUACUGAAGGCUGUGUGUGAUGCAAAUUACUUGUUUACAAUGGUCGAUAUAGGUGAUACAGGAAGGAACAGCGAUGGUGGGGUAUUCUCCAAUAGUGCUCUUGGCCAGUGUAUUUUAGAAAACCGAUUGCAUUUUCCUCCGGAUGAAGAAAUUGAGCAAACAUCCAUCAAAUUUCCUUAUGUAUUUGUGGAUGACGAGGCUUUUCCUCUGAAAGUGAACAUAAUGAAACCUUAUCCAGCAGCACCAUUGGGAUGCAAAGAACGAAUUUACAACUAUCGAUUAUCAAGGGCGAGGAGAAUAAUAGAAAACUGUUUUGGCAUUGCGGCAUCACGGUUCAGGAUUUUUCGAAGGCCUAUCAUUGCAAAAGUUGAAACUGUUGUGAAAGUAACCAAGGCUGUUGUAGCUUUGCACAACUUUUGUAUGAUAAAAAGACCAAAUCAAGUUGAAUCACUCUAUCGUCCUCCAGGAUACAGUGACAAUGAGACACAAAAUGGAUUUAAACCAGGUGAAUGGAGAUCUUUUGUCACUGACUACACUGGAUUGAUAAACAUUGGAAAGCUUGGCACACAAAACUACACAAGAAAUGCAAAAACUGUUCGAGACAGUUUUAGGGACUACUUCUGUUCUGUAGCUGGUUCUGUACCAUGGCAAAUACAAAUGACAAACAGCACAACAAAUCCUUUUGACCAUCAUUAA
Messenger RNA from Xenia sp. Carnegie-2017, 1104 nucleotides. RefSeq names its product protein ALP1-like. The record is from RefSeq and is a predicted model, not a curated record. Bases 1 to 1104 code for a protein of 367 amino acids. The transcript has a single exon. Lineage: Eukaryota; Metazoa; Cnidaria; Anthozoa; Malacalcyonacea; Xeniidae.